AUGCUUGUGCGAGCUCAACAAAGCAGAGAAAAACUGGAUAGGCGUGUAGGUAAUAAAUAUGUUAUUAAUAAACUCUCAAAUAUUGUUGACGUACAAACAUAUUUUUCUCUAUCAUACUUUUUAUGCCUAACCUGUCAAGACACUCCCUCUCACUCACUCUCUCUCUCUCUCCCUCCUUCUCUCUCUCCCUCUCUCUCCUUCCAUCUCACUCUCCCUCUCUCUCUCUCCCUCUCUCUCUCUCCCUCUCUCUCCCUCUCACUCUCUCUCUCCUCUCCCUCUUUCCCUCUCUCUCUCCCUCCCUCCCUCCCUCUCUCUCCCUCUCCUCUCUCUCCUCUCCCUCCCCUUCCCUCUCUCUCCUCCCUCCUCUCUCUCUCCCUCUUCCUCCAUCCCUCUCUUCCUCGCCCUCCUUCCUCUCUCCCUCCCUCCCCCUCUCUCUCUUCCUCACCCCUCCUUCCCCUCUCUCCCUGCCUCUCUCCCUCCCUCUGUCCCCUCCCUCUCUCCCCACCUCUCUCUUUUCACUCUCUCACUCUCUCCUUCCCUUCCUCUCUCCUCUCUCUCUCGCUCUCUCCCUCCUCUCUCUCGCUCUUUCUCCCUCUCUCUCUCCCUAGCCCUCCUUCCCUCUCUCUCUCCCUCCCUCUCUCUCGCUCUUUCUCCCUCUCUCUCUCCCUAGCCCUCCUUCCCCUCUCUCCCUCCCUCCCUCUCUCUCUCCCUCUCCCUACCUCUCUCUCCCUCUCUCUCUCUCUCUCUCUCGCGCGCGCAUACGUGCGUAUACCAACAAAAUGA
This is a messenger RNA of Acanthosepion pharaonis, 783 nucleotides long. NCBI's taxonomy places the organism in Eukaryota, Metazoa, Mollusca, Cephalopoda, Sepiida, Sepiidae. The record is from the annotation of a GenBank genome assembly.